This is a messenger RNA of Manis pentadactyla (Chinese pangolin), 11272 nucleotides long. It is a transcript of the gene PDE3A, whose product is annotated as phosphodiesterase 3A. Gene Ontology annotation, molecular function: 3',5'-cyclic-AMP phosphodiesterase activity. The coding region runs from base 9 to 3398 and encodes 1129 amino acids. The transcript has 16 exons. The record is from RefSeq and is a predicted model, not a curated record. Lineage: Eukaryota; Metazoa; Chordata; Mammalia; Pholidota; Manidae. Gene Ontology annotation, biological process: positive regulation of oocyte development; oocyte maturation. Gene Ontology annotation, cellular component: cytosol.
GGCACAGCAUGGCAGCGCCCGGCGAGGCCGCCCGGGUCGGGGACCAGCCCGGUGCCGGGGGCGUGAGUCCGGCCCCCGCGGCCGCGGGCCGCCGCCGCCGCCGCCGCCGGGGCGACCUGGCGCUGCAGCCGCUCCGGCGCUCGCGGAAACUUUCCCCGGCGCUGUGCGCGGGUUCCCUGCCUCUCCUGCUGGCGCUGCUGGUGAGGCUGGUCCGUGGGGAGACCGGCUGUGACCCGGAGCAGAGCGAGGAGGCGGUGGCGGCGGCGGAGGCGGCAGCGGCCCCGGGAGCAGAAGGGGGCGUUCUCCCGGGGCCUCGGGGAGGUGCUCCCGGGGGCGGCGCGCCGCCCAGCCCCUGGCUGCAGCCCUCGGCGUUGCUCUUCAGUCUCCUGUGUGCCUUCUUCUGGAUGGGCUUGUACCUCCUGCGCGCCGGGGUGCGCCUGCCUCUGGCGGUCGCGCUGCUGGCCGCCUGCUGCGGGGGGGAAGCGCUCGUGCAGAUUGGGUUGGGCGUCGGGGAGGAUCACUUACUCUCGCUCCCGGCCGCGGGGGUGGUGCUCAGCUGCCUGGCCGCCGCGACAUGGCUGGUGCUGAAGCUGAGGCUGGGCGUCCUCAUGAUCGCCUUGACUAGCGCGGUCAGGACCGUGUCCCUCAUUUCCUUAGAGAGGUUCAGGGUCGCCUGGAGACCUUACCUGGCGUACUUGGCCGGCGUGCUGGGGAUCCUCCUGGCCAGGUACGUGGAGCAAAUCUUGCCGCAGUCCGCGGGGGCGGCUCCGAGGGAGCAUUUUGGGUCCCAGCUGAUUGCUGGGACCAAGGAAGACAUCCCGGUAUUUAAGAGGAGGCGGCGGUCCAGCUCCGUGGUGUCCGCCGAGAUGUCCGGCUGCAGCAGCAAGUCCCAUCGGAGGACCUCCCUGCCCUGCAUACCCAGGGAACAGCUUAUGGGGCAUUCAGAAUGGGACCACAAACGAGGGCCACGAGGGUCACAGUCUUCAGGAACCAGUAUCACUGUGGAUAUUGCUGUGAUGGGUGAGGCUCACGGCCUCAUUACUGACCUCCUGGCAGACCCCUCUCUGCCCCCCAAUGUGUGCACGUCUUUGAGGGCAGUGAGCAACCUGCUCAGCACCCAGCUCACCUUCCAGGCCAUUCACAAGCCCAGAGUGAAUCCUGUCGUUUCCUUCAGUGAAAACUAUACCUGUUCUGAUUCUGAAGAAAACUCGGAAAAAGACAAGCUGGCUAUUCCUAAGCGCCUGAGAAGGAGUUUGCCCCCGGGUUUGUUGAGACGAGUUUCAUCAACAUGGACAACCACGACGUCGGCCACUGGCCUUCCCACUCUGGAGCCCGCCCCAGUACGGAGGGACCGCAGUGCCAGCAUCAAACUGCAUGAAGCACCUUCGUCCAGUGCUGUUAGUUCUGAUUCUUGGAAUAACCCAGUGAUGAUGACCCUCACCAAAAGCAGAUCCUUCACUUCAUCCUAUGCUGUGUCCACAGCUAACCACAUAAAGGCUAAAAAGCCAAAUCGACCAGGUGCCCUGGCUAAAAUCUCACCUCUGUCCUCACCCUGCUCCUCACCCCUCCAAGGGACUCCUACCAGCAGCCCCAUCAGCAAAGUUUCUGCAGUCCAGUUUCCAGAAUCUUCAGACGCAACUGCCAAGCAACGCCUAAGUUCUCACAGGGCCUUAACUUAUACUCAAAGUGCCCCUGACCUCUCUCCUCAGAUCCUCACUCCACCUGUUAUAUGUAGCAGCUGUGGCAGACCAUAUUCCCAAGGCAGUCCUGCUGAUGGGUCCCUGGAAAGAAGUGGUGCAACCAUUCAGACCCCAGGCAGACCAGAUGACACUGCUCAGGUUACCUCUGAUUAUGAAACCAAUAACAACAGUGACAGCAGUGACAUUGUACAGAAUGAAGACGAGACUGAGUGCAUAAGAGAGCCUCCUAGGAAAACAUCGGCUUGCAGCACCUACACGUCUGAGACCAUGAUAUUCCUGGACAAACCAAUGCUUGCUCCUGAACCUCUCGUCAUGGACAACUUGGACCCAAUUAUGGAGCAGCUAAAUACUUGGAAUUUCCCGAUUUUUGAUUUAGUGGAAAAAAUAGGAAGGAAAUGUGGCCGUAUUCUUAGUCAGGUAUCAUACAGACUUUUUGAAGACAUGGGCCUCUUUGAGGCUUUUAAAAUUCCAGUCAGGGAAUUUAUGAAUUAUUUUCAUGCUCUGGAGAUUGGAUACAGGGAAAUUCCUUAUCAUAACAGAAUCCAUGCCACUGACGUCUUACAUGCUGUUUGGUAUCUCACCACGCAGCCCGUUCCAGGCCUCUCAACUGUGAUUAAUGAUCACGGAUCAGUAAGUGAUUCAGAUUCUGACAGUGGAUUUGCACAUGGACAUAUGGGAUAUGUAUUCUCAAAAAUGUAUAAUGUGCCAGAUGAUAAAUACGGAUGCCUGUCUGGCAAUAUCCCUGCCCUGGAGUUGAUGGCACUGUAUGUAGCGGCUGCCAUGCAUGAUUAUGACCACCCCGGAAGGACUAACGCUUUCCUCGUUGCGACUAGUGCCCCUCAGGCGGUGCUCUACAACGAUCGCUCAGUUUUGGAGAAUCAUCACGCAGCUGCUGCAUGGAAUCUUUUCAUGUCCCGGCCAGAGUAUAACUUCUUAGUUAACCUUGACCACGUGGAAUUUAAGCAUUUCCGUUUCCUUGUCAUUGAAGCCAUUUUGGCCACUGACCUGAAGAAACACUUUGACUUCGUAACCAAAUUUAAUGCCAAGGUGAAUGAUGAUGUUGGAAUAGAUUGGACCAAUGAAAAUGAUCGUCUACUGGUUUGUCAAAUGUGUAUAAAGUUGGCUGAUAUCAAUGGGCCAGCUAAAAGUAAAGAGCUCCAUCUUCAGUGGACAGAGGGUAUUGUCAAUGAAUUUUAUGAACAGGGUGACGAAGAGGCCAGCCUUGGAUUACCAAUAAGCCCUUUCAUGGACCGUUCCGCUCCUCAGUUGGCCAAUCUUCAGGAAUCCUUUAUCUCUCACAUUGUGGGUCCUCUGUGCAGCUCCUAUGACUCAGCAGGACUGAUGCCGGGGAAAUGGGUGGAAGACAGUGAUGAGUCAGGAGAUACGGAUGACCCAGAAGAGGAAGAGGAGGAAGCCCCAAAUGAAGAGGAAGUCUGUGAAAGUAAUGAAUCUCCAAGAAAGAAAACUUUCAAAAGAAGGAAAGUCUACUGCCAAAUAACUCAGCACCUCCUGCAGAACCACAAGAUGUGGAAGAAAGCCAUUGAGGAGGAACAGCGGUUGGCAGGCGUAGAAGAUCAGUCCCUAGACCAGACCCCCCAGCAGCACUCCCCAGAACAGAUCCAGGCCAUCCGGGAAGAAGAGGAAGAGAAAGGGAAGCCGAGCGGAGAGGGGAUCCCAGCUCCUGAGCCGAACCAGUGACGAUGAAUAGACCUGUCGGACUCUUUUCAAGCCAGCACAACACUUAGACACAACACUGUAGAGAUACAAGAAGAUCGGCAAAUGGCUAUUGCAUUUUGAGGAUUCUUCGUAUCUUAUUUGUUUAUUUUUACAGUGAGGUACAUUGUUAAAAACUCUUGCUCCAAGAAGCUUUCACGUUUGCAACACCAGCUUCUAAGGAUUUUUUUUUAAGUAAAAAAUAUACGUGUGUGUGUGUAUAAGCUCUCACAUAGAUACAUGUAAAACAUAGUCACACACAUACACACAUAUACACACUGAAAGCCACGAUUACUGGCUCCACAAUUUAGUAACAUUCAUAUUAAGAUAUUUAGUGGUCACUGUGAUACAACAAGUCGUAAAUGAAAAAAAUAAAGGAAAACAAAUCACAAAGGAAAUGGUGUGGCUUAGCAGGGAAACAGUGCAGAGAAUGUAGGUUAUCAGCUAAGAAGCUUUUGCUCUUAAUACUGAAGGAUGAAAAUUCCAGAGCGUUAUUUGAAUUCUUAUACAUCCUGCCAACGUUGUGUGUGUGUGUGUGAGAGAGGAUUGAAAGGGUAUGUGUGUAUGUAUGUUUGUGUGUAUGUAAAGAGAGAUUUUUGUGGUUUUAGUAGCUCAUAGAAUAGCUGCAGCAGUGACUCAGCACAUGUGAACAAAGAGAAGGAAUACUCUGGAGUGUGUCUCAGAGGCAGCCGUUCCAAACGCCUGCCUCCAUUUAGCCUCAGUAUAGGACCCUCUACAGAGAAGGGGUGGAAGGGCUGGGUGAGAGGGCCGCCUUUUGGCAGUACUGCGCUGCACCACGUGGAGGCUCUCUAUCACCAGCCUUAAACCUGGAAGGCACGCAUUUCCCAGUCUCCUUGCCUAAUGAAUGUAUAGAAGCUGUUUGUGCAUCUGUCACUAAACCUGAGAUCAAAUCGCCGUGGAAGGGGGCGGCAUUCUUUAUCCCGAAACACCAAGGAGGGAGCUGGAGUCAGGGCUUGUAAUCAGGUCAGCGUUCUGAAAGAAAGGUUGCCAGAGAAGAACUAGGAAACUGCUCUCUCAUCGCUGCAAAAUGUGUGGCAAAAAAAGAGAGAAAGAAAGAAAGGCAAACAGAAACCCACAAUGGGAUCUAUAGCGAGAGAUGAAGGGGAAACAUUUCCACACGGGGUUUGGUGUUCGUUGACGCAAGGAAAGCCUGAUUCUUGACAACUGGUGAAGAGUGGCUUUGGGGAGGCCCGGGUCCCCCUGGCAGCCGUGUUGUGGUGCUCCACGUGCAGUGUGCAGGGAUAGCUUCUGUCUGCACUCUGGCCCAAUGCUGUGCUUCUUUGGGCAGGGAAGAUAUUUAGAUGGACUUUUGGGGACUGGACCUAUUAUUGAAAGUCCUCUUUUUUUUUUUUUUUUUUUUUGGUUUGUUUAUCUACACUUGUUUAUGCUGUGAGCCAAACCUCUAUUUAAAAAGUUGAUACUCACUUUCAAUAUUUUAUUUUGUAUUAUUCUAUUUGUCAUGAAUAGUUAUCUUGAUGUAAAUACAAAGAUUUGUUUUGUUUCUGUAGAUAGGAAAUUCUUUUUUUAAAAAAAAAAGGAAAAGGGAAACAUUUUUAUAAAGUUAUAUUUUAAUCACCAUUUUUAUACAUUGUAGCCGUCUCUAAGCCCAGCAAGAGGGGUAAGGCAUUUGCAUGGAGGUCUAUGGACAGCCAUCCAUCUACCUAUUCUAAUAUAAAUGAUAAUCAGGCCAAUUAAAUGAGGUUGCUGCAAAGAAUGAUUUUUCACUAGGAAGUAUGGCUAACCUUUGGGUAACUUUUGGUUCCAUGAUUCCCAAAGAGAAGGACUCUCUUAACAAAUACAAGAUUUUUAUAUUCAGCAUCCUUACCUUCCCUUCCCAGCUCUUUUUGGUUAAAACUCUUCUUUCACAUAUUUAUGGACCUGCUCAUCAUCUACACUGUCGUAACUUCUAAGUAAACCUUGAUUGUGAUUCCUACUUUUUAUUUCCUCUGAAGGCAUUGAAAGAGUUACAUUAAAAAUGCCUUUGUUUCUCACAAGUGGAUAUUCUUCCCUUCCAAAGCAAUGAAUUUGCAAUAAUCCGUGGCAUUUUUCAGGUAAGGCAAAGACAACAUAUUCAAAAAUAAACAUGGUUUCAAGGCAAAUUUCGCAGUAAGUAAGAAAGUAUGCAAAGGAUUAAAUGGAUGCAGAAAUGUGAAAAUAAUUUUUUUUUUUUUUUUUAGUUAGCACCAGGUCUUCAUUGUUUAGGACUUGCUGAGUUGUUUUCCAUUUUCUUGCAUUGUCUUUGUGCCUCUAUGUUUGCAAACAUUACUGUUAGUCAAAUACAUUUCCCCAGUGAAUGUAUUCGCUCCCUUCCCCUUGCAAAUAAGAGGGAGAAAAGGAAAAGCAUUUAUACUCUCAUACCUAUUACUAAUUACUUAACAAAACUAAUAUUUCUCCCUUUUCCCAAUGCCAUACAUCUCUAAAAUAAGUAUGUGUCAAAAAAUCUGGGUGUGAAACAAGUAGAAAUGUCAGUGGAGCAGUGAUGUGUCCAUAACUGUGUAUGGGCAGCUUCAUCAAAGCUAUAUGGCUGCAAGCCAGGGCCUGGCUGCCAGAAGAGAGGGCUUAGGAAACUGAUAUUGUUUGCUUGUUUUGUUUCAAAGUGCAUGAAGUAAUUGUGGCCAAAGCAGUUAGAACCUCUUCCUUCCAGAAUGGUGUUCAUCCUUCCAACCUGAUUGAUAUUUUUCUUCAAAAAUAAAUUGCCCAGAGAUUAAAGCUAAACAUUUAUUGAAAUCAAGAAAUAGACACUUGUCGGGUGUGAGACAUUCCUACACACCAGGACAUCCCAAAGGAUAUCUCAGAGCAUGAAAAGAUAUUUUCUGCUGGUGGUAUUGUCCCCCUUGUUGGUGACAGCAAUGGUAAUCGUGUUCACUUCCAACUCCAGAGCGUAUUUCUGGGGGUGCCGGCAUAUUUGCUGUGAUUUGCUAUACUUUUAUAUGAACCUAUUUGUAGGUGCCAUUAGAUAAACUCAGGUCUUUCAACUGAGGGAAUGUAUAGCCCAUUUAGGGAAAAGGAUAUUUGUAUAGACAGACAUCAAACCAAUGGUAAGAAAGUUGGACCUGGGGACCUCGAUACCAGCUGUUGCUCUCUGUUAAGGAAAAGGCCAAGGACACUGUGGGUGUCCUUGAUGUCAUUUCCAGCAUGCAAAUAGGAUGUGUUUCCAGGUAUCUGUCUAAGCCAACCUUCAGAACUUUGUUUCCUUGCUGAAAACACCACUUUAGUCUUUUUUUUUUUUUUAAUUUAUAAAAUUACUUUUUUUGUCAUUUAUAUGAUACCUGGUUUUGCUCUCAGUAGGUGAUGAAGACAGUAACUCCAUCCAGGGAUAUAUCUCUGUUGGUCUUCAUCUGAAAAGUGAAGGAAUUUCCUCAUAUUCUGUUUAAGAAAAUAUCUACUCUCUUAAAACAAAAAUACCUAAUUCUGCUGCAUUUUGAUGGAAUUUCAAACAAACCCUAACCACUGCAAUCCCAUUACAAUGAAAGAAAAGGGAUUGUGUGUCAUGCAGACUGUUCAUAUUACAUAUGUGGCUUGCAGUUUCCGUAUGUCCCCUGGCUCUCAUGAUUUGCAGUUUCCUGAUAGCCCCUGUCACUUUCCCAGAGAACUUUCUUUGAAGGUAAAAGCUGUGCAGAAGGCAUGAGACUCCGGUCUAUUUUUCGUUUAAUGGAUAGAAAAAUAUAAAUUAUUUUCUAAGUAAUAAAGAUAUGAAAAUUAACCUUGUAAAUAAAGUCUAAAAUUUGAAAUGACUGCCUUACAAAAGUGAACUGUCUAUGUGAUGAACAACUGACUAAUGAGAAAUGAAUUAUCAAAACAUCAUUUCUACUCUGGGAGGUUAGUGCUUCCAUGUCAGUAUGGGGGUCUCCACUGUCCUCGGCAUUUGCAAUUUUUCUAAAAUAAUAAUGAAAACUACAGUAAGGGUUUCAGCAUACUUCUGUCCUGACUCUGAUUCCCACUUAAUGAUUUUCCUGGUUUAUAUGCCAUUUUGAAAGUAAAUAAAGAUUAUCUUUAUUCUACGGAUUAUCCGCUAAUGUAUGUAGAGAAAAAAUAUCAGUAAAAUUUCAACUCCAGAUAAUCAAGAGCUAAAAUAUCUAUACUUUGAAACCCAACUGAGUUCCUUUUCAUUCAUCUUUUCUCCUAAAAGGGAGCAAAAUACUUUAUGACCAUUGUGCUAGGUCAUUCAUUUCUCUCAUGAUUUUCCCAUGAGAUAAUAUACUGACAUUUGCCAUUCCAUUUUCCUAAUCUGUUAACAAAAUUUUACCUUUAGAUUAGAAGACCAAUUAGCCAUCUCAGGGGAAAAGCAUUCCAAAAUUAAAUUAUUCUUAGAAUUUCUAAUCAGAGGGAAAUAUGCCAGUUUUAGGUCCUGUAUUCAUAUCAGUUUGUUCCUUUAGAAAAUAAUCAAAAUCUUACUGCAAAUUUGAUUGGGGGAUGUAUUAAACUGUAAGCAGUCUUAAAUAAACUACAAACCAUGCAUCAAAAACUUAAAUUGAGGUUUGCAUAAGUAUUUAUAUGUUUCACACUAAUGAGCCAUGGUCAGAGAAGAACAAGAACAUACUUUUUUCAGUCCACCAUGGAUAUUAGGCAAUUUGUGCUAUUGCCUAACACAUUUUAUGUGUUAAUAUGAUGCUGUUUUUACCCUACCUAAUGGUGCUUUUAUCUUACCUGAACCAGUUUUUAUGAAAGUUCAUGCUAUCAAAUCAUUCUAACUGUAGGUUAUUAAAAGAGUGACAAAAAUAAUUGGGCAUUUUGUUGCUAAAUAUGUUUGAAGAUACAGAACUGAAGAUUGAGGCUUUAGUUGGUGGAACUCAAUGUUAAUCUGGUGAUUCAAAAAUAUUGAUCCAGUAUAAAUUAUUUUAGUGCAGGUAAAACUAUAACUGUAUGGAAUUAUGUGUAGAUGGGAAACAAAAUUAACUUGUGACAUAUGCUUAAGGAUCUCGGAGGAAUCCAGAUUUUCUAUCUGAAGCACAUAGUUCUUCUCUAUAUCAUACUUUUAAGCUUGAUUACUUUGAUAGGCAUUGGUAUCCAUGGAUUUCUGUUUCCCUGUGGAGUUGUGAAACACAGAAGCCAAGCCUUCUUCCUUUUGUCAAGAAAUACUGACCAUGUUCAUGUUCAGAUAGAUUACCUCAUUGCUUCCCAUAAAAAAAGUGUUUUUUUAAUCAUAUAAGCAAUUUAACAAAAAGCUUCAAAGAAGGUAAUACUAAAUCAUUAUAUGUAAGUAAUAUCAAGAAUACUCAAUUUUUUUAACCAAAGCUGUAAAAAUUUUUAAUUCAAUUAAAAUGGAACCCAUAAAAUGACAUUCUGUGAUACAGAGAUGCCAAAUAUUUUACUAUAAUCAAAACUAGAAUUGUGUAACAGAAAAUUAGAAUAUUUAAUUAUUUGUCUAAUGUCCUUCCCACCUCAGGGAGGAAAAUAUUUUAUGAAGGGUCUAAUAAAUACAUAAGAUAAAUUUGAUCCCAAUAAUUAAAUUAGAUUAUAAGUAUUCAAAUUCUAGUCUGAGUUCUCCUGAGUUAUCCCAAGAAAAAGGAAUGUAUUAUCCAAGAAUUUGUCAUGAUUUACAUUGUUUUAAAAUAAAUGGUCUAUUAAUGUAGGUUAUAUCUUAGUCAACUCUAAUACAGUGAACCCAAAAUCUUCAUUACUAAGAAAAUUAAAUCCUGCUAAUCUUGACUUUCACAGAUGAAGCACUGGCCAGUCAAAAAACCAUACCCACUGCAUUCAUCCGCCAAGACUGAUCAAAUGGUAGGUUGGAAUUUGAAAUUCAUUCAUGGAAAAGCAAUACAGUAUUUUUCAAGCUUUACUGUUUUAAAUAUACUUUCAGUGCCAGUCAAAGUACUUACUUCAAAUGAAACAAACUGCCCCAGGGACAACUUCUUUUCCUCUUCAGCAACAGAAAAAAUCUAAUUCAUAGGAGAAAAGUGUGGCUUCUCUUUAAUUUUACUUUUCUAACUCAGAAUUAGUAAAGGCAAAAUAUUCAGAAAUUCUCCUACACCAUCAUAAGGAAAAAGAAUAUCUUUUCCCUCAAAUUGUAACUUGAUAUACCUAGUUUGAAUGUGCAGCCCUUGGUACUAAACAGCUAAAAAAGAAGCAGAGCACCAGACUGGGAAAGUACACUACAUAAAACGUGAAGCACGGUCCCAGGCACUGCCUCCUUUGUGAGAAACUAAUUUAGUUAUCAGUUCAUCUGGAGUAAAGGGACUUAGUGGUUCCAUUAUUUCAACCCUGACUUCCUUUAUUAUAAUCAGCACUGACACAUGUUUUUCAAUGUGAAUUAACCCUUAGAGCUUGCAUACUGCUGCUUGAAUACCUUUCAAAGGGCAGGAAUUUUUUCUUUUUAAUUCUAGUAAUUACUCCCUAUAUAAUUGCAAAACACUCAGAUAACUUAAUGUGAAAUUAAAAGUAAUUGUUAGAGAUGUUUUCUUUGUGUGUAUAACUUGAUGGUUGAUAGAAUUUUCCAUCACAUUGCUUUUAAAAAUGGAUUAUUUUAUGACUGAAAAAACCCAUAUUAUGUUAGAUGUUUUGUUUGAACUAUUUAUAAGCAUAAUCCAGUAUUAUAGUGUUGCUAUCUUUAAACAAUAACCCUAACAUAUCUAUAUAUUUACCUGUUAGUGGAGUUUAAAUAGCUUGACUUUUAGUAUACAUUUGUUCAUUACUUUAGAAAAUCACUGUUUUUUAAUACUCUGUAAAAUAUUUGCAUGGGAUUUUUACCAUAUGUCUGCUCAACUGGUGGCUUGCUUUGUUUUGUUUUUCCAUUUAUGAGUGUCAGUUUGUUUAUUAAUAUAUUCUCACAGAAGAACACAUGCCAUUUUCAUUCCAACAAGGACAAUUUGUUAGUUGAUAAACCCUGGAAAUAAAUAUCACUGAAUACACCCACCCCCUGGUAUUCUUCCUAAAGAUUUUUAUCAUGCGAAUCACAAAAUGAAAAUUGGUGCUUUUAUAAAUAUUCUGAAACUCUCAAUGUAAAAUAUUGAAAAUAAGAUUCUUCCUGGUUUUCUCUUAUGAUAUUAGGAUAUGCAACUGAAAGAAGUUUAAUUUCAGUCUGAAAUGUUUUUGAUUUGCAUUGCUUUGGUUAAUUAGAUUUGUUCUUUGGUGUUAAAAUAUAUUCUGUUUCUGAAGGAACAAUUGUUCUGAUGGGUCAUUAUCUCUUCCUGACCCAAGAAAAAAAAAACUGCCAUUGGAAAGUUGAAAUCAGCACGUCACAAAUAUUUGGCUUUGCAGGAUAUUUGCAAACCAGAGUGUAUUGGAUUAAUUGAAUUUAAUAUUUAAAAAGCAAUAUUUUUAAGUAUCUACCAACCAAAGUAACAGUGUAGGGGAUGUCAUUUGCACAUGACAAUUUUUAACAAUGUGGUUAAUUCUCACCACUCUUAACAACUGAAUAUGUUUAUUAGUGAAUAACUUUACAAGUUUAUCAACUUUUAGAAACCCAAGAGUGAAGCAUUGGACCUAAGUGAUCAUUUGCAGUGGAAAUAAAUCUUGUCCUCUCACCUGUUUAUUGCACUUAAUAUAUGUAGCAAUACUUUGUUUCAUCCUAUCACAUAUAUUUGUUAAGUGACUCAGUUAAUGGUGAUAAAUGUUUUGUAAAAAGUAGAAUCUGUACAGAAAAAAAAAAUUAGAUGAAUUGUAUUUAUUUUUUAUUAUUUUUUAGCUUAGACACUAUAAUGAUGCUCCUUUUUUGCCAGAAUUACUGGAAGUGCCUCUUGAUUUUAUAUAUAUAUAUAUAUAUAUAUAUACAUACAUAUAUAUAUUAAUGUUACAGUAAAUAUAUACUCAAAAUUAUUAGAAUUGUGUCACAGAUGAUCAAUGUGGAUGUUACAAUGUGAAGAUAAUGUAUAAUAUAAAUAUAAUUCUGUGGUAUCAUG